AUGUCUUCGUCGGCCUCUCAAAGCCCCGACAUCGCGUGCGCGAGCCUACCGCUGGAACUGCUCGCGGCUGGCGCGCUCGGCGUCAAGGAGGAGCGAGACCUCGCCGCCGCGGAGGAUCUGUCGUCGUCCCAGGAUCCGCCUGGCAGGCAGAGCGCGCGGGAGUCCCUGUCGGUGAUCGUGCCGCCUCAGGACGUGGACGUGGACUCGCGCGACGCCGACGACUCGGAGCUCCUCAGUCCGGGCAAGCUAACGCCUACGUCGGGGAUCAGCGUGUCGGUCGCGAGCAUGAUCGACGCGACGGACUUCAGGGCGAUGCAGCCGGAGCCGACGUAUCAGACACUGACCUCGGUGGCCGAGAGGAUGUCGCCGCCCGGCUUCAGUCCGGGCUCGUCGUACGCCACGCUGACGCCGCUGCAGCCGUUACCGCCGAUCUCGACUAUGAGCGACAAAUUCGUUUACGGCGGUCACGCGGCCGGCGGCGUCACCGGUAGCUUCGCCGUCAUGCAGAACAACGGCCUGGGUAACAUCGGCCUCGGUAUGGGCGGCUCGCCAUACGCGUACGACAAGCUACCUACGAUGGGCAUGUCGCCGCCGCACAAUUAUCCGUCGCCGGGCGCGGGAUUGCAACCGAGUCCGCUCUCGCCGCAAAGCGCGUACAGCCAAAGCGGCCUUAACUCGCCGCACAAGUCGUCCGCGAGUCCGCAUUACGACCCGGCUUUUCUGCCGCGGUUACAGCAGAGCCCGGCGGCGCUUAGCCCGUCCUCGCCGCCGGCCACGGCGAGUUUCGCGCCAUCGCAUCAUUCCCCGCCCGGCACGCAUUCGGUGCCGAGCGCGGCAUCACCGCCACCGACCAUGCAGACGCAACUGCAGCAGCAGCAGCAGCAGCAGCAGCAGCAACAGCAGCAGCAGCAACAGCAGCAGCAGCAGCAGCAGCAACAACAGCAGCAGCAGCAGCAGCAGCAGCAGCAGUCGAUGCCGCAGCAGCAGACGAUAUCGCACACGCAGCACGUGCAACACACGUCGGUGGUGAUGAAGACGGUGUCGGCGGCGGGCAACGGCGGCGCCGGCGAGGUCGAGGAGAUCAACACGAAGGAGCUCGCGCAGCGUAUCAGCGCCGAGCUCAAGAGGUACAGCAUACCGCAGGCGAUCUUCGCGCAGCGGGUGCUGUGCCGCAGCCAGGGCACCCUCAGCGACCUGCUGCGCAACCCGAAGCCUUGGUCCAAGCUCAAGAGCGGCCGCGAGACCUUCCGACGGAUGUGGAAGUGGCUGCAGGAGCCCGAGUUUCAGAGAAUGUCGGCCUUGCGGCUAGCAGCCCUGAGCAACUGCUCUGAGAGCGGAGGCGAGCCGGACGCCAUGCUGGACAUGCACCACCCAGGAACCGGGAUCGACUCGCACCAUCCGCAGUUUCACAACUCCUAUGCUGCACAGAUUCCACAACGCGGAACAUGCAAGAGGAAAGACGAGAUGGCGAACCAGGCAGAACACCAACAGCCCGCCCCCAAGAAACCGCGGCUGGUUUUCACAGACCUUCAGCGCCGUACUCUACAGGCUAUUUUUAAAGAGACCAAGAGGCCGUCGAAGGAGAUGCAGGUGACAAUCGCGAGGCAAUUGGGCCUGGAACCGACGACGGUCGGGAACUUCUUCAUGAACGCCCGACGCCGCUCCAUGGACAAGUGGAAGGACGAGGACCCGAAGACGGUCGCGGUCGAAGAGGAACAGUUGUCGCCCACGAUAGGAAUCGGCCAGCGCCAACCGAGCGACGUUUUGUGA
Wasmannia auropunctata (little fire ant) is the source of this 1770-nucleotide messenger RNA. Its product is annotated as hepatocyte nuclear factor 6-like. Gene Ontology annotation, cellular component: nucleus. The record is from RefSeq and is a predicted model, not a curated record. Gene Ontology annotation, biological process: regulation of transcription by RNA polymerase II. Bases 1 to 1770 code for a protein of 589 amino acids. Lineage: Eukaryota; Metazoa; Arthropoda; Insecta; Hymenoptera; Formicidae. The transcript has 6 exons. Gene Ontology annotation, molecular function: DNA-binding transcription factor activity, RNA polymerase II-specific; RNA polymerase II cis-regulatory region sequence-specific DNA binding.